This is a messenger RNA of Aspergillus puulaauensis, 780 nucleotides long. RefSeq lists its product as uncharacterized. Lineage: Eukaryota; Fungi; Ascomycota; Eurotiomycetes; Eurotiales; Aspergillaceae. Gene Ontology annotation, cellular component: nucleus; cytoplasm. The coding region runs from base 1 to 780 and encodes 259 amino acids. Gene Ontology annotation, biological process: secondary metabolite biosynthetic process. The record is from RefSeq and is a predicted model, not a curated record. The transcript has 2 exons.
AUGCCCCCACCAAACACCACCACCCUCCCCCGCAUAGCCUGCUUCCACGGCGGGGGCUCCAACUCAACAAUCUUCGAAAUCCAAUGCUCCUUCCUCUCAAACCUGCUCUCCUCCUCAUUCAUAUUCGAAUUCUUCGACGGUCCAUUCCCCCGCUCCGCAGGCCCAGGCGUCCUCCCGGCCUUCGAAGAAUGCGCGCCCUUCAAAUCGUGGUUCGAGCCGCUGAGUCGGCCGGGGGCUCCUAAUGCGACGAACCCGGAUAAGAAUGAUGGGAGUGGGUAUGAUGCCACCGGACGGGAUGGGGUUGAGCGUGUUCUUGGGCUUAUGGAGGCGAGGGGGCGGGAGAAGGGGUUUGGGGAUGAGUGUUGGGUGGGUGUGAUGGGGUUUUCGCAGGGGACGAGAGUUGCGGGUGGGAUUUUGUUGGAUCAGCAGCGGAGGGAGAGGUUGAAGAGGGAAAAUGGGGCGUUGGCGAGGAGGGCUGUCGGGGAGGGGAUUCGGGUUGCUUUUGGUGUGUUGUGUAAUGGUGGUGGGGUGCCGAUGGAUAGUGAGGUUGGGUUUAAAUUGGAUACCCCCGAUACGGUCAUCCGGAUACCGACGCUGCAUGUGCACGGGUAUAAGGACGAGUUUCUGCAGUAUAGUCGGGACCAGCUGGCGACGUUCUACGACCGGGAUACCGCGGAGCUCUACGAGAUUAACUACCACCACGCGAUGCCGUGGGUCAAGGCCGAGUCGGAAGAGUUGGCGCGGCGGGUUAAGGAGUUAUAUAACAGGACGAGGGCCUAG